Messenger RNA from Phanerochaete carnosa HHB-10118-sp, 1656 nucleotides. RefSeq lists its product as uncharacterized. Bases 19 to 1656 code for a protein of 545 amino acids. Gene Ontology annotation, molecular function: oxidoreductase activity, acting on paired donors, with incorporation or reduction of molecular oxygen; iron ion binding; heme binding. The transcript has 8 exons. The record is from RefSeq and is a predicted model, not a curated record. Lineage: Eukaryota; Fungi; Basidiomycota; Agaricomycetes; Polyporales; Phanerochaetaceae.
UUGAGCCUCCUUGUUAAUAUGAAACCAACGGAUGCUCUCGUUACGGUGGGAGGAGCUGCGCUCGUGUGCCACCUCAUAUACAAUAAAUGGGAGCCCACAUACAUCCCAGCCACGACCUUCAUGCUGCUGUUGCUUCCGCUCGGUCUCUCCACGCUCCUUGUUCCCCACUAUGGCCCGGCGCUCGCACUAAUUGUUGCCCUGGCGACAUACCAUGGCGUUCUGCUAACAUCCAUAUCGCUGUAUCGUGUCUCACCAUGGCACCCUGUCUCACGCUACCCAGGCCCACUUCCAGCCAAACUGUCCAAGUGGUGGAUGGUCUGGAAGGGGUGCCACGGUAAGCAGCACCUGUACAUUCGAGCGCUGCACGACCGGUACGGCGAUGUGGUGCGCAUUGGACCCAACGACAUCUCUAUUCGCGAUGUCGAUGCUGUGGCUCCGAUGAUGGGCACCAAUGGUCUGCCCAAGGGUCCCUCCACGUAUGCAAUGGCCAUGGAGCCCCCUAUUGUAAGCGUUAUAGGCAUCAGAGACCCAGUCGCGCACGCUCGCCGCCGCCGUCCUUGGACCCGCGCAUUCAGCACAACAGCGCUGAAGGAGUACGAGCCGACCCUCGUCAAGAACAUCACGAGGCUCUAUGAGCAGCUAGCAAACCAAAAGGGAAGCGUUAAUCUGGCGACGUGGUUCAGCUGGAUGACAUACGACUUUAUGGGCGAUAUGGUAUUCGGGGGAGGCAGCGAUAUGCUUACGCAUGGCGACAAAGACGGAAUCUGGUCCAUGCUCACAAACGGCGGAGAGGGGCAUGUGAUGUAUCAUCAUGUCCCAUGGCUAGCUCACUUCGCCAAGCGCCUUCCCAUGUCACUCCAAGUGAAGAAAAUGCGUCGCUGGGCGCUCGAACGCACUGUGGCUCGCUACAAGCACGGUGCAACCACGAAGGAUCUGUUCUAUUACUUAAGCAAUGAAGACGGAGCAGAGAAGAUGUCCCCACCCGCCGGUCAGGUCAUUUCUGAAGGCGUUCUUGCGACUAUUGCAGCCUCGGACACCACCUCGAGUGUCUUGUCAAACGCAUUUUGGAACAUCCUGCGGUACCCGCAGUACUAUAAGCGGCUCCAGGCUGAAGUUGACCAGUAUUACCCUGCCGGCGAAAACGCCCUUAAUCCUAAGCAUUACAGCAAGAUGGUAUUCUUGGACGCUGUGCUGAACGAGACGAUGCGAAUGUAUCCUGUCGUCCCGAGUGGCAGUGAACGGGCCCCGAUUCCGGGCAAAGGCGACAGGACUAUUGGACCCUACUUCAUCCCCAACGGUACACAGACCCGUAUACACUUUUGGUCGUUGCACCGUGACGCACGGUACUUCACGCAUCCGGACACAUUCUGGCCUGAGCGAUUCCUCAUCGCCGAGGGACUCGAGCGCGCACCGGAGGGCGAGCCGUUCAUGCAAAAUGCGAACGCGUUCAUCCCGUUCUCGUUUGGGCCGUCUAAUUGCGUGGGCAAGAAUCUGGCGCAGGUGGAGAUGCGGAUGGUGUUCUGCCACCUGCUGCAGAAUCUCGAGUUUGAGCUCGAGAAGGGCUGGGACCCUGCCGAGCGUGAUCACACCAUCGAGGACCACGUGGUCAUAUCGAUGAAGAGUCCUCUGCCUGUGGUGGUGCGCCGCAGGACGUAG